AUGUACUUUUUGAUUCGUCUAGUUUUUCUAUUAUUUUUAUAUUUUCAAUUUGUUCAACUUGCGCCAGCUCUUUGUCGAAGUUGUAAUAAGAAUUGUUUUGUGCCAAAUGACCGGAACUCGACAGAAAAUGGGUGAGAUCAUUUAUUAUCAUUCGCAACUUUUUUAUUUUUCUCGAUCGGUUCUUCGAAACAAAAAUAAUCCGGUUCGCAAACUUCUCCGGAAAUAUCAAAUAAAGUUUUCAUUAGUUUUUACAUUAACCCGAUUUUCUUACAGAACAAUGAUUGAUGUCGAUUUAUUAGCUGAACUUGAACUUGAUGAAAAUGAGAUAACCGAUUCUACAAAAAGAGUGAAACGAGAUGUUGAAUUUCGAGCAUGUUCUAGAUUUCAAAUUGAAAUGUUAUUAAUUCCUCUUGCUAUUGCAAUGAUUCCGUUGGUUUUAUGUGCUCUAUUUUUGUGCACAUGUUGUUGUGGACCAAAAGAAUCAAGAGGUCGGUUUCUGAGUUUUUAUAGUUUUGUUGAACACUGCAAACAUAUUUCUUACAAUUUUUUGGAAUUUCAAACCUCAAUGUUUUUUUAUAUAAUUAUUGAAACAAAUUGAAAAUAUUUAUGAUAGUUUAUUGGAGAAUUUCAAAAAAUUCUAAUGAUUAUACCAAAAUUUAUAUCACAAAAGUACUCGAAAAAUUCGAAGAAGUAUUCUAUGGAAUAAAAGUUUUGAGGAACUUCUAUCAAAAUUUGUAGGACUUUUUUGAAAGACUUUUGUGAAGUCCUUCAGUUUAUAUCACAACUGACAUUAAUAUUUUGAUUUUCUUUAAUUUCACAAUAAAACUUUGAAUUUGUUUCAAUCCUUUUUUUCAUGACGCAAUUUCAUUUCAAGAUGAGGUCAUUAUUUCUCAACUUUUUUUCUAUUUCAAAUCAUCAUGUAUGUAUAUAUUUUUGUGUAAUACAUGUAUUUGUUUUAUUUUUAUUGUCCUCUUCUCCAAUUUUCGAACCUCAAUAAAACCAGUAUCAACAAAGUUUUCCUUUUUCAAAUAAAACAAACAAUUUGAACUAAUAUUAAUUAAUUAAUUAUGAAAUUACAGGAAAACUUCCCGAAGACUUUCUUUCAUCGUUGCCAAUGUCGAAAAAACGCGAAAAAAGUGAGGAAAUUGAAUUGAAAUAUGGUGAAGGAUUUGUGCAAAGAGUAGGUUCGAGAGGAACUAAAUUCUCAACUACGGUUUCUUAUAUUGAAGCACGGAGAGAAAGUAUUUGGUCAGCAACGAGUGUGGCAAGUGAUACUGUAAGUAAUACUGUAAGUUUGCUGAAAACAUGAAACAAUUUUGAAAUGAACCAACACCUUGAAAUCUGAAGUUCAAGAUUUUGAAAUUGUAUCAAUAAAAAAUAAUCUGGGUCUGAGAUCUAACUAAUAUUCGGCGAAGCUUGAAUUGGCUUUCGGUGACCAUAUUCUGAUUUGGAAUCUCAGCCACCAAAAAAAGAAGAACUUUUUUUUUCGGUUUUUUCUUUUCGAGCUUUUCUCAAAAAUUAACUAAUAUCCUGAUUCAUUUUGUUCUCAGAUUUUGAUUAAAAACGUGGUAAAUCUGACUCGAUCCUCAAGUUCUGCCAAAAAUGUUAAAUAAAAAACUAAACUUCUAAUUUUCAGGCUGCUGAAACUGUGAAACAAGAAGCUGAAAAAGCGGCAGCUGCAGCAAUGUCAGCCAAAACAACACCAGCAAAAUUGUCAAAAUCAAAAUCAGUGGAUUCGAUAAAACGAACAAGAUUUUCAGAUACAGUAUCUGUUAUUUCAUUAGACAGAUAG
Messenger RNA from Caenorhabditis angaria, 1792 nucleotides. Lineage: Eukaryota; Metazoa; Nematoda; Chromadorea; Rhabditida; Rhabditidae. The record is from the annotation of a GenBank genome assembly.